CGGUUGACGACAACAUUAUGUCAGUUGACUGUAUGUAUCAAGGGAGAGUGAGUACAUGGUAAUGAGUUGAUAAACAAUUAUUGGAUGAGGUAUUUGUGGUAUCCGGAAUAAUGUCGAGACAAGUGGAAACAGGGAAAAUCUGUGAUCUUCGACAAGGCCGCGAUCUUGUGGAUUUAGUUGUCAAGGACGCGUUUUUACCUUGGAAAUCCAAUUCCUGUAAAAUGGAUAGUGACUCCGACUGGGAUAGUCUCUCCGGCGAAGCGGGCCCAACAUCAGAACCAGAACCCACUCCUAGAAACCUGCAACCUACUCCCCCAGCCCUGAGUACCAAUUCCCCAAGACAUGGUAACAGACGCCCUCUCACCCAGGGGGGGUCGAGUUCAAAGCCAAGUUCUCCAGCUAUCAAUAAGGCACCAUCUACAGCACCAAGCAAUCGACCAAGUCAGAUUUAUGGAAAGUCAGGGCCAACCUCAUUUGUUGACAAGGGAAUGGGUGUUACAAAAUUUUCUGAUACUGGUUUAGACAGCAGAAAGAAUAUAGAAUCUCCGGUACUGGGAAAUGGCAAAAACAAAAAGAAAAGUGUCAAGGGAAUAAAUAAUAAUGGACUGGAGCUGAAUGACAUGGAUCUGAGCCCUGCAACAAAUCAACCACCUUACACUGACUUUAAAGAUAUAUCAUCAAUGGGAGAUACUCAACAGAAUGCCAGUAUAUCUGAACAGAAAAAAAGCAAAAAGAAGGAUGCCUACUUUAGAAGUCAAACACCAGACUAUUUCAAGUCAGAUAGAGCAAAUAACUCCUGGGAUGAGCCUGAAGCAUCGGAGGGCCCUGGACUAAUCAGCAUCAGGGGAAUGGCAGAAUCCCCACUGCAACCAGUAGCUCCACCCCCAUCUAACCACAAACAGUUGUCAGCAGGAGGAGUGUUAGGUGAUGUUGCUGUGGAUGCAGAAAAACCUUUAAAGGGUAUUGAUGGUGUGGAGACAUGCUGCGUACCUUACCAGACCACGCCCGGCAUGGGUCAACAGUAUAUAUUUUACCAUGGGAGAAACCAUUUCUUAGAUGUCUCACCUGAAUGGAGAGAGCCUUAUUUGGAUGAUAUUGGAGAAAGGUCAGAACGUUGGAUGAAGUAUUUCUGGCAGGAAUUCUUUGGAGCUUUGGGCCUCAUUGUAGACUUUGCCUUGAUAUUUGUGUUGGAGUUAUUACGGUUUCUGCUACGCAAGGUUGUACUCAGGGUUGUCUCUGGUGUUAUGACCAUAUUUAGUGACCACCUGAUGAAACCAUCCCUCUCAGUAACUUUCAAUAGCUUUAUUCAGCCCCUUUGUGUGUUUACUUGGAACGUUUUCUCAGCUAUGCGAAACGCUGUUAGCCCAUUACUGGAUAUCUCUAGGGAAGUAUCAUCCCAAGUAGCUGGUUUAGUUAGAAGCUUCAGGUUAUUUGAGCUCAAUUGGCAGCCCGUCAUAAAUGGAGACAGUGCUUUGGUAUCUAGGCAGAGAAUCCAGGAAAUAUAGUACAAGGGACGAGCAUUUGUCAGUGUUUAGCAUUAGUCAUUGUGCAGUUGAAGCUGUUAGAAGACCAGGCCAUGGCAAGGGAAAGUCAAGAAAAUCAUUCCAAUAUCCCCCUAAAAAUUAGUCCGCUUAGCAGCCGAUUUUAGUAUCACGCAGUGCGUAUCACAGUGAGCCAAAAAGGGUUUAAAUAUUUUAUAUCCCAGUGACUACACUGAAAAUGCGAAAAGUGUCUUCUUAGCGCGCUGACGUGCACCGGAAUGACGCUACGAGUGCGCGCUGUUAUUUUUGCCAUUCGCAAUUCAUAAAAAUCCAUGCAGCAAUCCAAAGAACGAAAACUACAAGCUCAAAACUUGUAUUCCAACUGAUGGAUUCUCACUUAGACUGUUUUCUUAUUGUUCUGCAGAGUGCUGGAAUAGAAUAUAAAGCAAAAGUUUUCAAUUUUGAAAUGUCUUCUGCGCGCGCUGACGUGCACGGAAAUGACGCCACGAGCGCGCGCUGUUGUGAAGUUUUUUGUCAUUGCUUUUUCUUUCACGUUUCAGGAUAAAUUCUAAAAAAACAUAUCGAUGAUUCUAUAAAUGAAAUAAAGCAUUCUCUCUGUGCCUUCAUAGCGCUUUGAAAAGCUUGGUGUUUGUUUGAGGAGUUAUUGAGCAGGCGAAGAGUGAGUUUUGACUGCACAAAAAUGUUCACAGGACAGAUAUCACUUUGGCUGGACGUUAUCGACUGAUAUUUGCCCUGCGAAAUUGUGCACGUGACCCGUAUUGACCAUUGAUUGCGCUUGAAAAUUCAUCACUGGGGAUAUAAUGUAAGAUAUACGGUACAGAGGAUGUCCGUUGCGUUUAUAGAUAUAAUUAAUUGCAAACAAGGAAAGAAAAAUAAACAGACAAAUGGAUGAAUGAUA
Nematostella vectensis (starlet sea anemone) is the source of this 2400-nucleotide messenger RNA. RefSeq lists its product as uncharacterized. NCBI's taxonomy places the organism in Eukaryota, Metazoa, Cnidaria, Anthozoa, Actiniaria, Edwardsiidae. The coding region runs from base 111 to 1505 and encodes 464 amino acids. The transcript has 6 exons. The record is from RefSeq and is a predicted model, not a curated record.